UUCCAGAUGAACGACCUCAAAAUGAUUAGUUACUUAUUUACUUUUGUAGCGUUAAUCGGGGUUUCUUUAACAAAUGGCAUGGAUCUAUACUGUUGGAGUGGGCAUGAUAAAACAACAAUAUCAAACCAGUCGUGUACCAUUGAAAAUAAUAUGACAACAACUGCCCCAGACAAAACUCAACAAGAAGAUGGUGAUCAGACUGUGUCCUUCUGCUACGAGAUUUUUUACCAUGACAAUAAUUCCACAUUAAACUUUGUUUCUGAUCCAGUUUCUGCAAGAACAGCUCACGCUAAUGCCUCGUGUGAUUUCCUUGGACUCUGUAAUGAUAGUAUUGUUGGAACAUAUGUAAAGACCACACUAAAUGACAUUGACGUAAUCCUCCUAUGCUGUAAGGAAGACAACUGUAAUCAUAACCAUGAUAACAAAGAUUUUCCUCCAGUGGUAAAGAUAAAGCCAGUUUGUUAUAAUCUCCAGUCCAAUGGAACGAUGGCUGUUGAAUAUCACAAGAAAACCUGUUCUGAAUUAGAUGACUUGUGUAUGAGCAUCACAACAGUGAACAAAGAAGGAGCCAUUUUGAAACAAAAGUUACAGUGUGGAAGUAAACAACAGUGUUUAGCAAAAAAUGAAACAGCUAAAUAUAAUCAAACACCACUCUGUCAUACACAAGAGGAUGAAGGGGAACACACAGAAGUUUGUUGUUGCUCAGGAGAUUUGUGCAUUCCUCUUCCUGUGAAUGUCACCAUCAUUCCCUCUAAAGACAACAAUGACACUGACACAGCACUAGAUAAAGUCAUUCAUAACAAAGUCCUAGUCCAGAGUAAGAAGGGCACUGAUUGGUUGUUUGUGGGAGGACUAAUUGCAGCAGGUGUCCUGGUUCUUAUCGUCACGGUGACUGUCUUUGUUGUCUGGCAGGUGAAGAAGAGAAGACAAGCUGCAGCUCGUAAUCGUAUGCUGUUUUCCUACAUGCCAAUUUCAGCCUCUGAAGUGGACGAUGAUGACGUUCAAAUGUUACUUUAAUAAGAUCCUUUUUUUUUAAUUCACAAAUACUGGCUAGGCUGGUACCUGCUGGAUGAAAAAUCAAUAUUACCAAAUAGGAAAAUAUUGAAAUUGUCUCUUAUUUGUUAGAUAUUGUUCAAAAAAGAUGCAGGCCGCAAAGCUGAAAUUUUUUAAGCACAGCUAUGUGAAAGUGCAUUCAUUCCCAAUUUAUUGUGAUAUGUGUAUUUGUGUAUUUUGUGCAACAUGUGUAAUUAUAAUGUCACCUGCUUUGAGCUGCACAUGAUUUGUUGUAGAAUGAUUUUUUUUUUUCGUAUGCUUAAAUGGGAACGUGUUACAUAAUCAGCAGAGGAAGUUAUAUUUCUGUUGAACUUCUAGGUAUAAUUUUUUGAUUUAGUUGACCCCAAUUUUUUAAUUGUUUUUUAAUGAAAUGAUUUCAAGGUAGACAAGCAUGUCCUUGAGUAUUGGUGCACUGGUAUUUACCACCAGUAAAAUGUCUUGAUUCUGAUGUUGUUAUCAUGGAUACUGUGUGUAAAUUCUCUUUUUCUGUUAUUAUUGAAAUGGACUCAAGAGAAGUUUGAGCAAUAUUUAUGAACUGACAUCCUUUGUUUACUGAAUCUCAGUUGCAGAGUUUUGUGUGUAUACCAUAAUAGUUUGAAGGAAUUGUCAUUAUAAUAAUUGUUGUUUUGUUUUUGGUAUUACACAUAGAGGUACAUGUACUAUAACAUUUGAUCUCAUUUGUUAGAAUAGUUUGUAUUUUUCUUUGCUGGUGAAAUACUGUUUGUGUGAAGCUGAGCAAAUGUAAAGCAAUUGAUAAGGGAAGGUGUAAAUAUUUUCAGCAAUUUUUAUUUAAAUGAUAGGGAAUUUUACAUAAAAUGUAUGUUACAAGGAAAAAAUAUGUACUCAUUGCCUGACUUAAAAUACCCAGUACAUGUACAGUUGAGCUUAGGUAUCUCAGACACUGUUAUCUCAAAUUCCAUGCCUUUGGGUGUAAUGUUCAAGUGAUUUAGAAAUCUCAACCCCCUAUUAUAUAGGUAUAUAAAUAAACCUGGAGAUCUCAAAUUUUUGAAUAUCUCAAAGUUUUUUUUAGUCCCAUUGAGUUCAAGAUAACAAGAUUUGACUGUGUUUAGUAUCAAGUCUACAAAAUCUAAAUGUUCGCGAAAAUUUAUGUAUUUCUAUGCAUUAUUUUAUAAGCUCACCUAGGGCAAAAGCUCUUGUGAGCUUUGCUGAUCAAAGUUUUUCUGUUAUCCUUCUAGCCAGCUGUCAGUUUUGAGGGUUUUUUCUUUUUUUAUGAUUUUAGACUACUUCAGGACCACUAGGCCAAGCUUGCUACAAAGCAUACUUCAAAGAAGGGAAACAAUUAAGUUUCUUCAAAUGAAGGCCCAUAAUUGGCAUUCUAAGAUUUACAUAGUUUUACAAAGGGAUAAUUUGUCAAAAAAUGAAAAAGUACUUCUUGUCUUAAGAACACAAAGCCUUGUUAGUCAUAUAAAAUUAUAUCCCCAGUUAAGGCAGAUUCAAGUUUAUUCAAAUAUUAAUUAUUCAUUAGGGUAGGAUAGGGCCGCAAUAUGUUAUUGAAGUUUAAUUUUCAUAGGCAUAUAUGAGGGGGAUUCUGCUGAUGAAGAGCAGCAGGUCAUAAGUGACUCAGGUGAGCAUUUGGCUCAUGAGCCUCUUGUUUCACUUUCAUUUUUAGCUCACCUGAGCAGAAGGCUCUUCUCAAGAACAGAAAUACUAUGUUUAGUCCUAUUGAGAUGUAAGCAUCCUCAUGCAUGUCAUGAAAAUUCAAUUUUUUUAAAAAUCAUGUUCUUGGGGGGGGGGGGGGGGGGGGGGGCCACAAUAAGGGAUCAAAUUUUUACAAGGUAAUAUAUAGAAAGUAAAUCUUUAAAAAAUCUUCUUUUCAAGAACAGCCAAGUUAUAUGCUAUACUGCUAUGGAGACAUCUUCAAGUAGUAUAAAAUUCAAGCCUACCCCCACCACCACCACCACAGCAAAUAAACUUUUCAAUACUGAAUUGAUUUGUGCUUUUUCCUAAUUGAUGUGUUCAAGUGAGUGAUGUACGUGGCCCAUUAGCUCUUGUUUUAAUUUCUUUGUGAUAAAUCAUUAAGUUUUGUGCCAUAAUAAUUGUAGAAAUGUGUGGAUUUUAAUUAGGUGUUUUGGGUGCAGUUAAAAUGUUAAUUUGCAAGUGAGUAGGUCCAGAUUUGUUGUAAGUGCCGGUUAAUAGUAGUGCAGGUUAUGAACACAUGCUAAACAAUUUGUUUAAGAAAGUUACUGUCCAUACUGCAUGUUCAGAAACUUUUAACUACUGUAGAUUUGCAAAUAACCACGAAGGUUUUUAUAUCGAUCGUUAUGUUCACAAGUUAUUAUUUUUCUGUGAAAUUAAACCUAUCGUGAUAUUAUGAAAACUUUUUAAAAGCAUUUUAAAGUUAAUAUGAAAUUUUGAAUUUAUUUCUUGCAGCGUGAAAUUAAAACCAUCGCAAUCGGUACUUGUUCAGAAAUCGAGAAAAUGAAAUAUUAACAUCGUGGAAUUAAAACUACUUACAGUAUAUACUAGCUGCUGUAUAGGCUUGUUGUCAUAAAAACAUUUCAUACAAUCAUGUAUGUACAAUGCAAAAUGUUAUAAAGAUUAGCAUGCAUUAAUCAUUAUAAUGUGUGAUGUUGGUAAUCACUCCUCGUUUAAGAAUCAGAUAACUUUUAACAAUGGAAAAACUUGUAACACAAAACAUUUCAAAAUCAGCACAGAAGUACGCAAUUUACCGGUAAUAUAUAAAAUAUGAGCAUUGUUGUUGCCCUGUGAAAAUCUUUGUUCAUGAAUUUUAAUAAUGCUACUGUGUGUUAUAUUUCAAAUUGUUAUACAAAAUCCAAAAUCAUUUGAAUAAUGCACAAAUUUUUCAUAAUUAUUAUUCAUAAUUAUUGUAGUUAUUUUCUGCAAGUAAAUUUAUGAGUAUACAUUAAGAUUACCACAAAAAUUUUUUUUUAUUCAUUUCUUGGUUUAUAUAUAGCUUUGUUUGUAAUUGUUGUUGACUUGAUUAUUAAAUUCUGAGUUAAUUUGA
Messenger RNA from Saccostrea cuccullata (small rock oyster), 4039 nucleotides. RefSeq lists its product as uncharacterized. The transcript has 5 exons. Lineage: Eukaryota; Metazoa; Mollusca; Bivalvia; Ostreida; Ostreidae. The coding region runs from base 7 to 1017 and encodes 336 amino acids. The record is from RefSeq and is a predicted model, not a curated record.